AUGGCUGGGGGGGGAAUUCCAGACCAAAUCUUUGCUGACAAUCUCAUUACUAACACCUAUUGCUACAGCAAGGGAGACAAUCCCCACGUGGAGGACUGCAUGAAGCUGAACCCGUCCUUCGUGGGCAUCGCGCUCAGCUCCCUGCUCGCUAUCGACCUCUGGGCCUCCAAGCGCCUGGGCGUGUGCGCCGGGGAGGGCUCGGCCUGGGGCAGCGCCCGCCCGCUCAUGAAGGUCAUUGAGGUGUCGGGGCACGGCAUCCCCUGGCUGCUCGGCACCUUCUACGGGCUCUGCCAGAGUGACAGCUCGGCGGCCAGGGAGGUGCUGCUCAACCUGCUCUUCGCAUUGCUGCUGGACCUGGUGAUGGUGGCCGUGGUGAAGGGGCUGGUGAAGCGGCCACGGCCCACCCACAACAAGAUGGACAUGUUCGUCACCAUCUCGGUGGACAAGUACUCCUUCCCCUCGGGCCACGCCACCCGCGCCGCCCUGGUCUGCCGCUUCGUCCUGCGGCACCUGGUGCUCGCUGUCCCGCUGCGCGUCCUCGUGGUGCUCUGGGCCCUCAUCGUCAGCAUCUCCAGGGUGAUGCUGGGCAGGCACAACAUGAUGGACGUGCUGUUCGGGCUGGUGCUGGGCUACGCCCUGUACAGCGUGGUGGAGCACUGCUGGCUGUCCCCGCUCAACGCGCCCGCCCUCUUCGCGCUCUGGGACCACUGACAGGCGGGCUCCUCACAAAGGAGGGGCGUGCCUGGUUUCCUAAGCACGCACAAGGGAGGGGAUACUGGGACUUGAACUCGCAUCCUAAACCCCGAUAGUCUGGCCAAGACUUGUACACGAGCGGUGCUCCAGGCUCCUGGUCUGCACUUGGAUGUUUGGUGCUGUCUUGCCCUCCUGGUCAGGUGUCAGGCAGGGUCUGCACUGGCCAAACAGCUGCACUGACUGUUCUGUGACAAAAAAAACAGUCUCUGCAGAGCCUGGGGAGGGCUCAGCACAUUUCACCUGGCAGCUUGCUGAUGAUACUGUGAAUCUGCAUGCUCUUGCUGGUCACUUGCAAUAGCCCAUGGUGUAUGUGGUAGCUGUGACUUUGCAGAGGUUUGUCUACAAUCACCCAUGUAUCUGUAUUCUAUAAAUACACUGAUCAUGCUGCUGUCA
Messenger RNA from Manacus vitellinus (golden-collared manakin), 1146 nucleotides. RefSeq names its product phospholipid phosphatase 6 (gene PLPP6). The transcript is spliced from 3 exons. The record is from RefSeq and is a predicted model, not a curated record. Bases 1 to 711 code for a protein of 236 amino acids. NCBI's taxonomy places the organism in Eukaryota, Metazoa, Chordata, Aves, Passeriformes, Pipridae. Gene Ontology annotation, molecular function: sphingosine-1-phosphate phosphatase activity.